AUGCCUCCUUCAGGACUAGCCAUUCUCAUUGGAGCAGGCCCGACUACUGGUGCAGGUAUUGCGAGAAUACUUGCUUCGCCAAGCCAUGGUAACCUUGCUGUCGCCCUUCUGUCGCGUACGGGUGAUGCCCAGUUAGCCGACAAACUUGCCAAAACUUCCGGAGGUGGUAUCCUGAAAGCUUUCCAAACGGACACCUCGGAGAAACAGUUAAGUAAGGCUUUUGAGGACAUAAAAUCAUGGUCCAAGUCGAUCGGAGACGACCUCAAGCUCAAACUUUCCAUUUACAAUAUCAAGCAUUCCCACAAAGUAUCGAUCCUGGAAGAAACAGCCCAACAGUAUACACAGUCGAUGGAGACUUAUGCCACAGGAGCCGUCUUGUUCUCUCAACUGUCUCUGAAGUGGAUGCUCGACCAAUAUCCCGAGCAUGCUGCUUUGCCAAGUGGUGCUGUACCAAUGCAGAAGAAAGGAACCAUCAUCUUCACUGGAACACUUGGCAGCGUUCGCUGCUCCACGGCUCAGUUUGCAGCAUAUGGAGGUGGCCGAGCAGCCGUUCGUAUUACGGACAACUACCACAAGUAUCAUGCCGACGAGAGUGGAAAGAUCGAGACAGAGGGAGGUGGAGAAGAUGCGGAGGCUGUUCUGCAGGGUAAGAAAAUGCGUGCCGAAAGCGUCGGCAAGCUCUAUCUGCAUGCAAUGGAGCAGGAGUGCGAUCUCUGGAUUCACGAGCUCGAUAUGCGACCAGCUGCAGAGAAAUUCUAG
Lithohypha guttulata is the source of this 759-nucleotide messenger RNA. RefSeq lists its product as uncharacterized. NCBI's taxonomy places the organism in Eukaryota, Fungi, Ascomycota, Eurotiomycetes, Chaetothyriales, Trichomeriaceae. The record is from RefSeq and is a predicted model, not a curated record. The transcript has 2 exons. The coding region runs from base 1 to 759 and encodes 252 amino acids.